UCGAUUCCUGUAUAUAAAUUCACGGGUGGGUGGGGGUGGGGGGGCGCGUGUGUUCGACAGCGGUGGGAGCGACACAGUCCGAGCAUGGGGCUCUUCCACGGUGCUUUGGUUCUGGGAGUGCUGGUGGCCGGGGCACAAGCCCUGUACUCACCAAGCGAUGAUGUGAUAGAGCUGACGGCCAGCAACUUCAACCGUGAAGUUGUCCAGAGCAAUGACCUGUGGCUCGUGGAGUUUUACGCACCCUGGUGUGGGCAUUGCCAAAGGCUAAUACCAGAAUGGAAGAAGGCGGCCACCGCUCUUAAGGGCAUAGUGAAGUUGGGUGCUGUGGAUGCAGACGAGCACAAGGGACUUGGCUCCACAUACAACGUUCGUGGAUUUCCCACCAUCAAGAUCUUUGGCAUAAACAAGAACAAGCCUGAAGACUUCAACGGUGGCAGGACGACACAGGGCAUAGUGGAUGGUGCUUUGGGUGCCCUGCGGUCACUUGUGAAGGAUCGGCUGGGGGGAAAGGGAGGCUCUGACUCUGGAAAACAGGGAGGAAGCAGCGGUGGUUCUGGAAGUGGCAAAGAUGACGUCAUCAACCUCACAGAUGAUGACUUCAAUAAGAAAGUCAUCGGCAGUGAUGACACCUGGAUUGUGGAGUUCUUUGCGCCUUGGUGUGGCCACUGCAAAAAAUUAGAACCUGAAUGGGCUGCUGCAGCCACUGAGGUGAAGGCACAGACAAAUGGGCGUGUGAAACUCGCUGCUGUGGACGCCACAGUCAAUCAGGAACUGUCCAACCGCUUUGGGAUCCGAGGGUUCCCCACCAUCAAGGUGUUCCGCAAGGGUGAGGACGAGCCACAGGAGUACCAGGGUGGCCGCACAAAGUCCGACAUUGUGGCGUAUGCUCUUGAACUGUACACCGACAAUGCUCCUGCUCCUGAGGUCGUGGAGAUCCUCAACCAGGAUGUGGUUAAGAAAAGCUGUGAAGAGCAUCAGCUGUGCAUAGUGUCGAUCCUGCCACACAUUCUUGACACGGGGGCUACUGGCAGGAAUGGCUACAUCGCCACCCUACAAGGGAUGGCAGACAAAUACAAGAAGAAGCUGUGGGGGUGGCUGUGGACAGAAGCUGGGGCUCAGCCUGAGCUGGAGGAUUCCCUGGGGAUCGGAGGUUUCGGCUAUCCAGCCAUGGCGGCUGUCAACGCUCGUAAAAUGAAGUUCGCUAUCCUCAAGGGCUCCUUCAGCGAAAGCGGCAUCAACGAGUUCCUACGGGAACUGUCUGUGGGACGGGGCUCAACAGCACCGGUCAAGGGAGCUGCUUUGCCACCAAUCAUCAGUAAGGAGGCGUGGGAUGGCAAGGAUGGAGAGCUGCCAGUGGAGGAUGAUAUUGACCUCAGCGAUGUCGAGCUGGACGAAUUUGACAGAAGCGAGCUCUAACCACGUCGCAGUAAUCAUCCCGUCUCUCCUCCCAGACACAACCUCCCCACCGAAAUCUCUUCUCUACUGUGUCGCCCACACGUCGGCCUCCUUGAACCACUCUUCCGCGCACACACCUGCGUGUGCGCGCACCAUACACCCAGCCUUGCCUACUGCUUCUCACCAUCAGCAACACGCAAUUGCACACGUGAUAUCAGAAUCUUCAUACUGGAGGAAUAAAAUGAACUAUCAAGCUCUUUGUCACAGAUGUUAAGGAGGAGCGGGGUCUGCAAGCUAACACUGGGGAACAAUACAGCUGUUUCAUCAACGUAAAAAACAUGACCCGUGUAAAGGUUUCCCAGAUAUAAAAUACGGUCCGUUGAAGGGUAGCUUUUAGGUUUUUUUAUUUUGAAUUUGGCAGUAAGUGAUUUUCCAACAUCCAAGAGCAGGGCUUGUCUUAAAAAUUAGUAUGGGGACGUGCCAGUGGCAGCAUGGGGAGGAAAGUAAGGGUGCCCGUGCAUGAUAAGGGCUGGUUUACCUGUCAGUGUGGCAAUGUGGGAAGCGGCAUAUUCGACUGCUCAAGCGGGGUGGUUGGCAAGUUGCAUUUUUCAUGAUGUGUUCAUAAAAUGUGUGCAUCCAAAAUUACUAUCUAUGCCACAGUGGCAGGAAUAAACAGCAGUGGCAGAAAUUGAGGGAACUGCACUUAUGUUCUCCCUGUACGCAAGCCCUUUGGUCUGACUCGUGCGUUUGCAGAAAGGCAGUUUCCACUGGGUUUUUCGGCAGAAAGGUGAAAAACAGGUCUCUUCCUGAGUAAUCAAAGAUGUCACUUCUGCAGUGCAUGCACAUGCAUUAUAAAUGCAUGCACUUAGGUUGAGAGUGCCCUGUGCAAUCCCCAUUGUCCUGCAUGCUCCACGACCCCUUCAUACCUGCCAAUGGCGCCCCAUGUAUUUAAGUCGAGCGUGUGUAAGUCUUCCUCUGCACCCAUAAAGGCCUAUCUGUAAAGGGUUGACUCUUCACCUAAUGCUGCUCAACAGGUCGUUCCCUUUAGUGGAUGUGCAGCCCUGAUGUAGAGACUUUUACUGAUAUUUAUAGACGUUCUUGAAAAGCCAAGUUCACAAUUUCGUAAACGUACGAAGGAGUUUGUAAAGUGGCUGUUGGUUAUUUUAAGUUUUUUUGUAAGGGGUUUGCUUCAUUAAAUUAACCACUGCUUUCGAAAACCUUGCAAUUUAAUGGCUCGCGUUCACCAACCACGAACAAAGUAAACCAGUGACCAUGUUAAUGCACCUCAAUUUUAACUCAAAUUGACUGCAGUCAAUUGGUUAUUGUACGCCAAUUACAUUCGUCACCUUUGUAAUGGCUUGGUGUAAUUAAACUUUCAUGGUUAUUAAAGUUGCUGGUCAUUUUGCGCCAUGCUGUCCAAUAAAAUUCCUGCAUCAAUUCUUGGCGGCCGGUUUAGGCUUUUGGAAUUUUUUGGUCUUGCAGUGCCGUGCCGCUGAUUCCUUCCUUGGCUCUGGUGAAAUUGUUAUGCACUUGCCGUUUCAUGCUUUCUCGAUGGCGCCGUGUGGUUAAUUAAACCACCCCAGUCGCUUCACUUAAAGCCAGCCAGUCUCCAUUGCCAGACAAUUCAUGUCGAGGAGAAUUUGGUUUGACGAGAUGCAGUGCAUGAAGUCCUACUCUGCUGUUUUAACCAAUUAAUGAUUAAACACUGGGGUGCUGUGUGUAAAAAUAUGGCAGCGUCUGGGGUAGGCAUCGGUCCGAUAAUAUGUUCUUUGGAUGUUGGUUGCUUGAAAAGCACCUUCAGGUGGAUUUGCAGGGGGGGUUUCAUAAAACUAUUCACAGGUUUAACAGUUGGCAUGGGCAAUGACUUGCCCAACCAUCAACCGGUUUACCCAUGACUCCUGCUAGCCCAGACCCUAGCCGACAUGCAGUACUGGAUUUGAAUUGGGAGGUUCUUGGUUUAGUCAUACAUGUUUAGUGGGAAAUGCACCUAUGCUAGAGUGCAUUUUUCCCACCACAAUGCAUCGGAAACUGGUGACACCCUUGCCAUUUGAAAGCCUCAAUAAAGACGUGGCUUAUUUUCCAA
This is a messenger RNA of Petromyzon marinus (sea lamprey), 3478 nucleotides long. RefSeq names its product protein disulfide isomerase family A member 6 (gene PDIA6). Gene Ontology annotation, cellular component: endoplasmic reticulum lumen. The record is from RefSeq and is a predicted model, not a curated record. Gene Ontology annotation, biological process: response to endoplasmic reticulum stress. Gene Ontology annotation, molecular function: protein disulfide isomerase activity; protein-disulfide reductase activity. NCBI's taxonomy places the organism in Eukaryota, Metazoa, Chordata, Hyperoartia, Petromyzontiformes, Petromyzontidae.